ACAUCAAAUCAUGUUUAUUAAUCAAAGGCAGAACUUUAUUGCUAGUGGCAUAAACUGAUGUGAAUUGCUAAAAUCUAAGUAGGUUAAGGCUUAAAUUCUUUUCUCUGUUGUUUGAGUUUUGCUGCUAACCUGUAUUAUAAUGUAUAACAUUACAACAUAGUAUUUUUGAUUACUAAAUAGAUAAAUGCAGCUUUUAUCUUUAGACCCGAAUGUUUUGUGUUUUCAAAGUAAAGGUGUGUUCCGGGGAUUAUAUUUUGAAAUUCUCCGGAAGUGGCGAAGCAAUCAGUAGUAGUGAACUCAUUGGUAGUGGAAAAAAAGGGACACACAUUAUUAAUAAUAUUACUAUUAUUGUUUUUCGGUCUUAUAUGUGUGUUUGAUAUUAACAAUUGUUUCUUUAUUUUGAAUGUAAAUUUAAAAAUGUACAAUAAAGUUUAUUGGGGGAAAAAAACUCAUUGGUAGAGUGAACGCAGAGCCGGGGCGGCUAGCCAGCUAGCUGGAAGUGCCUGUGUUUGCUCCUUGAGGAAACGGGACGACUGUCAUGGAUUAUUUACGCCGUAAAUUGUGACAACAGACACCGAGAUGAUGAACGACAUAAUGGAGGAGCCAGAAAAAGACAGCCUGCUGGAGGCGCAGCAGGAACCGCGUCUUUUGCCGGGGUCCAGCAACGCCACAAGACCAAAGACAACAGAUCAUGGAGGCAUCAGACCAGUGGAGAAGAGAGGUCCUUACAUCAUGUCUAAAGUUCCAGCCAUCCACCUCAAACUGCAGAAACACAGAGAAAUGGCGAGGAAAGCGCUGAAGAAGAAAGCUCUUUCAGCCGGACUUACCGUGACGCAUCCGUCGAGGCAAGGAGCGAAGAGGUCUGUGAAGUUUAACAAGGGCUACGCUGCUCUGAGUCAGCACGCUGAAGAAACUCUGGUUGCUCUGGACUCAGACAGUGAAGAAGAGAUCGACUUUGAGCAGUAUUCGUCGGGUUACUCUUCAGCUGAGGUGCAUCCCGAUCUGAGCAAGCAGCUGCUUCAAGACGGCUACCGGCUGGACGAGAUCCCCGACGACGAGGACCUGGACCUGAUCCCGCCUAAGGUCAUCGGCUCGUCCCUGUGCUGCUGCUGCGAGGGCCCCUCCUGCUGCGUACAGUGACCUCCCAGAGGGUUCAGCCGGGUCCGGUCGCUGCCUUCCGGAGAAAUCUGCCGCACGCUGCCUGAGGACUUCCUGCUCCGGACUCGGACUCAGGCUGUCUCUACCGCUGCAGGAAUUUCAGAGGAAGCCUUAUUCACUGUGACUAUAAAAACCCCCCAACCAGAUCGAUGGGUUGAUCCGGUUUAACAGGAAAUGAUUGAAAAUAAGACUUCCUUAAAGCGACGGAGGUCAGUCAAAGUCUGACUCUCUGAACAUCAUUCCUUCAUGUCGUCGUUCUGUGGUGUUUCUGCUCAGUCGUUGUUCACCUAUAAUUGUAAAAUGAGUCGCCGGGAGACGGAGAAAGCCGGACUGAACCCCGGCUGGAUCGUUUUCCUGCCGACGGUUCAUCCUGGUUUCAUAAAAGCUCUUUUUGGGGCAUCGAAACACUCAUAUCGCCCCAAAUGUCAGCUAUACGCCCUGAAUGUAAACAGAUUACUAACUCGCUUUGAUCAAUAAUAUAAUACCAGAAACUCUAAUCUGAGGAUUCCAAACCGAAACCUUUUUUUUUUUCAUUUUAAGACGAUUGGAAAUACGAAGCUUUAUUUGUCAUUUUUAAUCUGUGUAAUAAGUGAGUAAUGGAUAAAUAUUCCUCUUUUAUUGUGGCAGUGAUGUAGCAUUUGGCUUCUCUCCUCAGAAGAAUGAGUCCUCGCUGAAACCGGGUCACAGUAUUUGUGUGUUUAUCUUAAUAUUAUCAUCAGAACACUAAAGUUACGUAUUUUAAGUUUCAAUUUGUCUUGUUGUUCGUUUUCGGUUUAUGUUACAGUGUGUGUUUUUUUUGUACACAUCAAAAUCAGAAGAAAAACAUUUUUGUGAGAAAUUUUUUGACUGGGUUUUAUUAUAUUUGUGAGUUUAUUUUCAAAAAGGUGUAAAUACAAACUUAAAAGCAUCCAGUUUGAUGCAUGAUUGAACAAUUGCAGAAAAACUUGCCUUUUUUAUUUUUAAGACGUUUAGAGAUAAAAAAAAAAGAAAAAGAGCCUGAAUUUGCACAAUUCUUUGGGUUUCCAUCUGCAUUUAAAUGAAAUGAGGCACCACAAAGCAGAAUCCGGAGAGUAUUUUAUUCCAGGAUGAGGCCGCAGCUCUGCAUUUCUCUGCUACAUGAGGCUUUGGACUCCGUGAUGUUCUCGCUCUUCCUGUUUGUGUUCUCCUGUGACACUGAAAUGUGUUUGAAGGCUACGUUUUGACUCGCAAACUUUGCACUUCGGUGGUCGGGAGCACUCGACACACCUGCGCUAUGCAACUGUUGGGACAAUCUGCUGCUGGUUGUCUGGUUGUGAAGUGCUGACGGGAAGAACAGUUUUCUAUUCGACCUUUGUUUUUAUUUAACCGACACCUUUACUUGGGUUUCAGUUUAGAAUAAAGCUCUAAAAAAAUUG
Molecule: messenger RNA, 2552 nt
Organism: Oryzias latipes (Japanese medaka)
Lineage: Eukaryota; Metazoa; Chordata; Actinopteri; Beloniformes; Adrianichthyidae
Gene: fam219b
Product: family with sequence similarity 219 member B
Source: RefSeq, a predicted model, not a curated record